Molecule: messenger RNA, 135 nt
Organism: Dentiscutata heterogama
Lineage: Eukaryota; Fungi; Glomeromycota; Glomeromycetes; Diversisporales; Gigasporaceae
Source: the annotation of a GenBank genome assembly
UUGUGGAUCACCAGUUCUUCCAGAAAACCAUCCACUUUUUAAUCAACUUCAUAUACACCAAAAUAUUACUUGUGAUUCACCUAUUGAACAAAAUUAUUACUCAAGCCGUUUAAAAGAUGUUGAUUUAUGUUACUG